UAGCAUAAGAAAAGAAUUACUCACCAAGGCCGCGUCGACGCCACCGCGCGAGACGCGGCCGUCGCCUCCGUCCGCAUCGACCCGCGCGACGCGACGGAGCCACGAGACAUAAGGGACCGGUCGUCGCGCCAUUGCGCCAUGACCGCGUUGCCCUCCUCCGCGUCCUCAGCCACGGAGUAUUUUGAGAGCGUCGCCUCGAGCAGCUCCUCGUCGCCCGCGCCGCUCAAGACCGACCGCAGCUCCGGCUCCCGCAGUCCCACACGACUGGACCGUUUUCCGGCGGCGCGCUUCUGCGCGCGUCUAUCCCUUGAUAAGUCAGUAGACCUCGCGAAGAGCUUGGGCUUGCCGCCCUUGCGGCCCUUCUUCGCCAUCGCCGCCUCCGAAGCCCGCGUCGCGGCGUUCACCUGGGCGCGAUACGGCCCGAGGUCGGCCCACUCCUUCUUGUGCGGCACGGGGAACGGGUUCGUCAUCUCGUUCGCGCCUGCGUUUGUCAAAGGUGGCGCGGGGGAGGCGAACUCUCGACGACUCGUCGCGGCGACGGCGUGGCGAGCUCUCGAGGUGCCAGCACGCCAUCGACGCGAUCCUUUCGGGACGUGUGGAGUACGCUCGACGACGUCUCGUCAACGUCCGCGCCGUCGCGCAGACACGGGUACGGAUUCGGACGCCGCCGCGCGCAGUGGUACCUCCCAGCUACGGACGUCGUGGAGGCGAAGUGGGCCGAGGCGUCGUAGGCGGGCCGGCCGUCGUAGGCGCCCUGCGUGUGCUUCGUGUCCCACUGCAAAUGGGACGAGCCGAGCAGCGACUUCAUCGUGUUUCCCGAUUCGUUCUGUCGAAACAGCUGCGACUGGCGCACGCAGGGUCUCGAACCGAGCUGAUUGCCCUGGUUCUGGGUCGCGGCGCUGGGGUCGUGCCAGUGGCCGGCCAUCUGUUCCGGCGCCUGCUCGAUGGCGUGCAGGGCCUCCCGAGUCUGAAGGGUUAGAUUGCCCCGCAAAAGUGGUCGACGACGGGUCGCAGCUAGGCGCGUCGUGGUCCGCCGGGGCAGCCGAUUCGUCGGUCGCGGAGAGGGCGCCUGUUACUGAACCUGUGGGCUGCCCGCAGCGCUGA
Pelagomonas calceolata is the source of this 1104-nucleotide messenger RNA. NCBI's taxonomy places the organism in Eukaryota, Pelagophyceae, Pelagomonadales, Pelagomonadaceae. The record is from the annotation of a GenBank genome assembly.